CUAAACCGCUGCUCUCCCCACCUCUUCCCACCUCUGUUCUCUGAUGCUGCUGCCGCCAUCAACACAAACCUAGACCGCCGCCGUCGCUAUCCUCUGACUCGUCACGACUUAUCGCCUUGCUUCUCUGCCCAUCCCGCCGGUGCUGCUCACAGUUAACCUGGUAAACAAGUUCACCGUUUCCUUGUUCCCCAAAUAGCUGUGGGCAAGAAAGUAGAUUCGAUGAUGUCAGCUCUUCUGCAAACGAAGAAGAACUACCGCUGCGUGCCGACGCUGCAGCAGGUCUACCCAGGUGGCCCGUUCGUUUUCUCCUCUGAUGGCUCUUUCAUCGCCUGUGCUUGUGGCGAAACCAUCAACACUGUUGAUUCUGCUGAUUUCUCAAUAAAGGGUACAAUCGAGGGCAACAACGAGGCUGUUACGGCGCUCACGCUUAGUCCCAAUGACCAGCUGCUUUUCUCUGCCGGACACAGCAGGCAAAUUAGGGUCUGGAACUUGGCCACUCUGAAAUGCGAGCGCUCCUGGAAGGGCCAUGAUGGUCCAGUUAUGGCCAUGGCGUGCCAUGCUUCUGGUGGGUUGCUAGCAUCUGCAGGAGCUGAAGAAUAGCCUUGAAGUCCUCAGAUGUCACAGUCACCUCUAAAAGUGAUGAUGAGUCAAAAAGAGGCUUCAGUGGUGCUAUAAUUCUUCCCUGUGAUGGAGGACUGGUUUCUGUGACUGCUGAUCAACAGUUUCUAUUCUACUCUUCGAUUGUUGAAGGACAGUUAGUACUAACCAGGAGGCUAGUUGGAGACAACGAGGAAAUACUGGACAUGAAAUUUUUGGGCGAGGAUGAAAACUUUCUUGCUGUUGCUACAAAUCUUGAACAGGUUGUGGGAGGGCACUUAUUGCAACGGGAAGCAAGGACUACUGCCUUGCAUAGUUCCUUAACUGGAUACGCUCUAACAAAUAUUCAGGUUAGGUUGUGGGAUUCAGAAACCCAGAAAUGUGUUGCUAUUGGCAAGGGUCACAUGGGAGGAAUUGGUGCUGUUGCAUUUUCGAGAAAGGAGAAGAAUUUUCUUGUUAGUGGUUCUUGUGCCGUACAAUAAAAGUGUGGAGUUUUGAUGGCAUCUCUUAUGAUGUUGACCAACCUACUGGCUUGAAAGCGAAAGCAGUGGUAGCUGGGCUGCCCAUGACAAGGAUAUAAAUUCUCUGGCAGUUGCACCAAAUGAUGGUUUAGUGUGUACCGGAUCACAGGACCGUACUGCUUGUGUAUGGAGGCUACCAGAUCUGGUGGCGGUGGUUGUACGUAGAGGCCACAAACGAGGAGUUUGGUCUGUCGAGUUUUCACCCGUUGGUCCAUGCGUCAUAACGGGAUCGGGUGAUGCAACAGUAAAGAUAUGGAGCAUAGCUGACGGAUCCUGCAUUAGGGUAUUUGAAGGUCACACAUCAAGUGUAUUAAGAGCAUCAUUUCUCACUCGUGGCACCCAAUUUGUGUCAUGCGGCGCUGAUGGGUUGGUCAAACUAUGGACUAUUAAAACGAACGAAUGCAUCGCUACAUAUGAUCAGCAUGAGGACAAGGUCUGGGCUUUGGCUAUUGCGGAAAAGACAGAAAUGUUUUGCAACUGGUGGUGGUGAUGCUGUAGUCAAUCUAUGGUUGGAUUCUACUGCUGCUGACAAGGAGGAAGCAUUCCGUGAAGAGGAGGAACGUGUGUUAAGAGGUCAAACAAUGGAGAAUGCUGUACAAGAUGGUGAUUUCUCAAAGGCUAUCCAUAUAGCCUUUGACCUCAAUAGGCCUCGCAAACUCUUUGGGUUAUUUUCUGAAAUCUGCAGGAUGAAAGAUGUUGGCCUCCAGAUGGAGAAAGCUCUCUGUGAUCUCGGGCAGGAACAGUUGCGUUUGCUUUUCGAAUAUGCCCGCGAAUGGAACGCAAAACCAAAGAUGUGUCAUAUUGCACAACUGGUGCUGUUUCAAGUAUUUAACAGCAUUUCUCCAUCGGUGAUCCUCGAGGUAAAGGGUAUUGGUGAGGUGCUCGAGGGACUGAUUCCAUAUACGCAAGAGGCAUCUCAGCAGAAUAGACAGAGUUGUGAGGAGUAGGUAUUUGGUCGACUACUCUCUGGCUGGAAUGGGGGUGGUGUGGUUGAAGCAGAUGUUGAUGACACAAACGAAGAUCGAAAAGGCAGUGGCGAGGAUAAAGAACGAGAUCAUGUUCAGAAUAACGACGAAGCAUUGGAAGAGACGAGCCUGACGAAGAAAAGGAAAUCUAGUAAAACUGGAAAUACGAAAAGCAAAAAACAGACCAACUCGAGCUAUUGUCCAUAUUACUUAUGCGUUAGUUCAUAUCAACUAUUGAGGUGAAAGGUGUGCAUUGUUCACGUCAAUAUGUGAUUGGAGAUGCCCGACUGUACUCAUGACAAACUUGGGAGGGACUGUACAAUGUUGAAUGUUCAUACCACCAUGUAAAGAAAAAAACUUUUGCCUAACAAUACGAAUGUGGAAGGAUCAACAUGUGAU
This is a messenger RNA of Linum tenue, 2482 nucleotides long. The record is from the annotation of a GenBank genome assembly. Lineage: Eukaryota; Viridiplantae; Streptophyta; Magnoliopsida; Malpighiales; Linaceae.